Molecule: messenger RNA, 7709 nt
Organism: Entelurus aequoreus (snake pipefish)
Lineage: Eukaryota; Metazoa; Chordata; Actinopteri; Syngnathiformes; Syngnathidae
Gene: pdzd2
Product: PDZ domain containing 2
Exons: 26
Coding region: 558-7046 (2162 amino acids)
Molecular function (GO): protein binding
Source: RefSeq, a predicted model, not a curated record
AGUCGGACGACGAAUGAAAAGUAUACAAACGUACAAAGUUGAAUAAAAAAAGUGUGAAUGUCCAACGUAUUUUUGGGUCGGGAGAGGAGAAUGGAGGCGGAGUCGUCGUCGUGGAUGUUUUGGCUCCGCCUGCCGCGGCUGACAAAUGUCGCCUUUUUCUAUCCAACAUUCUUCUUCACACAAAUGCAGUCGACGCCAACAAACACGACGUUAUAAAAGCCAUUGAUGUGAUUUGAAAUGUUGUUGUUUUUUCUAUCGCAACAUGGACCUUCUUCACUCGCCUUUUUAAAGUGGGACGGAGAGCCAGCGCCAGGAUCGAGCGCCAUGCAGACUAAAUGUGAACGUCGUUCCGUCUUUGUCAGCGACUAAUCUGACGGUGCCGCCAGCCGAGCAGUUCCCUGACGGGAUUUCAAGCGUGGUCAACAAGCACUUGGAAUUUCUGAAUGGGGCUUCCAUUGGGAUGUACCUGGCCAACAUGACGUCUUUCUGAUGGCCCGCGUGAACAUUUGGCAGCGUUGUUGUCGCUGAGGGAGCCCCCGUGUGCCCAGGAUGCCAGGAUGCCCGUCUCCCAGGACAACGCCCUCAGCAUCCUUCCACUCCUGGAGCGGUGGCUUGGAGCUCAGGCCCGCACGUCACAGCACGGCAAGGACUGCUGGCAGGAUGAGGACACUCGCAGCAAUGUCGGUAGCGUCCAGGCGGAGGGCGUCUCCUCGUGUCUUUCCGCCAUCCGCAAGUUGGUAGAGUACAUCCACUUCAAUUUCACGGAGGAUGACGGCGCUCCGUCGGCCGACUCGCCGUCCUGCCAUGACGGAUCGGACGUGGAAGUUCAUGCCAUUUCCGUCAGGAAAAAGCAAGGCGAGGCGUCGGAUUUCGGCCUCAGCUUUGGGAACAUCCCCAUUUUCGGCGACCCGGACGGGAGAAAAAAGGGAGGGCCGAGGCGGAGACGGGAUCAAAGUCCCAUCAUGCACGUGGGCUGCAUCUGGGUGACGGAGGUGAGGAAGGGUAGCCCGGCCGCCUGCUGUGGAACAAUCAAACUGAGGGAUGAGUUGCUGUCCCUGAAUGGACAACUGAUGGUGGGAGUGGACGUUAGCGGAGCCAGUUACCUGACUGAUCAGUGCUGGAAUGGAGGUGAAAUUUACCUUGUCCUGCUGCGACGAUUCAAGCGAAAAGCUCCCCCGCCUCCGCGUGAGGUCGAUGGCCGCCCGGAUGUUCCAGUUGGCGACGAGCCGCCGCAGCGCCCGGCUUCCUGCGACUGGGCCGACAGUCCCGUGACGUGCAAACGCACGCGCAAGUUGGGUGUGGUUUCACGCCCGCCCUGCAGCCGCCACCACAGAGACGGCGCCGACUCAGCGUGUCUGCGUGAGUGCGGGGAGCCGGGCGCGGAAAGUACGCUCGCCUUUGCACGCACGCACGUGGUGGGUCGUCAUGACGACUGGGGUCCAUCAGGAGCUGCCCGCCAUCAUCCUCACGGCGGCCUGAGAGGAGGCACCGCCACCCUGCCUUCAAGAAGUCAUCGCCAACCAACACAAGAGAAAGACUUGACUCUCUGCAGGAAACUUUCCACUCAGCCGCGAGAGGGCUGCCAUAUAUGGAAAAUGCACCUGGUGAAAGGCGAGGAGGGCUUGGGCGUGCAGAUUACCGGUGGGCGGGGCUCCAAGCGCUCGCCGCAGGGCAUCAACAUCGCCCGUAUCGAGGAGGGAGGAACCAUCCACAGAGACGGUCGUCUUCAAGCUGGUGAUGAGUUGCUGAUGAUUAACGGUCAGUCUCUUGUGGGCCUGACUCACCAGGAGGCCGUCUCUGUUCUCCGCUCUGCUACCGGUCUGGUCCAGCUCGUGGUAGCCAGCAGGGAGGAAUACCAGGUCAACUUGCACAACUUUCCAUCCACCAGCCUUCCUGAUCUGUUGACCAACUUGGAGAAGCUGGAAGAAACGAGUUCAAGAGGAUCUUUGAAAGGCUGUGGUCAGUCACAGGGAGGAAGUGUUGUGUUGGAGUCGGUGGGGGAAGACGAUGAGUUGUUGGUAAACAAAAGUGAGGAAAAAAUGGCCGCCAAGUCGUCAACGUCAGGAAGACGUAAACAUUCUUUACCACAACAACUGGAUCCUGCUGCAGACAGACCGGAAUAUUCCAUCAUCAGGAAAUCUGCACGCUCGCUGAGUACGGUUCAAGUGGAGUCGCCAUGGCGACUGGCCCAGCCAUCUAUUAUCUCCAACAUCGUGCUGAUGAAAGGACAAGGAAAGGGUCUGGGGUUCAGUAUUGUUGGUGGUCAGGAUUCAGCACGCGGCCAAAUGGGGAUUUUUGUCAAGACCAUUUUCUCCCACGGCGCCGCAGCAGCGGACGGACGACUGAAAGAAGGAGAUGAGAUUCUGGAAGUAAACGGAGAGUCUCUUCAGGGGCUGACGCACCAACAAGCCAUCCAGACAUUCAAGCAACUGAAGAGAGGCGUGGUCUCCUUGACCAUCCGGACUCGCCUGCGUAGUCCCAGUCUGACGCCGUGUGCCACGCCCACCUUGCCGAGCCGCUCCAGUUCGCCCAACUCCAGCGCCAGCCACAGUUCCAACCUCCAUGCGGGCCCAGAGGAGUCCGAGGGCAGACCGGGUCCCGGUCCAAAGGAUUGCAUCAUCAUGGAGGUCACGCUGGAUAAAGAGCCUGGCGUGGGUUUGGGGAUCGGAGUUUGUUUCCUCACGCCAGAGAACUCCUCCCCAGGGAUUUACAUCCAUAACCUGGCCCUGGGCUCUGUGGCCAAGAUGGACGGCAGACUCAGUCGGGGCGAUCAGAUCCUGGAGGUGGACGCUGUCAACCUUCGCUUUGCGGCGCUCAGUGAGGCCUACGCCACCCUCAGUGAAUGUGGUCCUGGUCCGGUCAGCCUCAUCAUUAGUCGCCACCCAAAUCCCAGGGUAUCCGAGCAGGAAAUGGACCAUUUCAUAGCUCGAUCCACACACAGGAACAAAAUGAAGAACCGACACUCCUCCAAUGCUUCAGGUUUUUGCUGCAAGAGUCCAUCUGACAGCCCAGCAGAAGGACUUCAUGCUCUCAGCUGGACCAUGAAGAGGUUUCUGGACCCGGCCAGUCGAGGUUCCCUGAGCUCGGAGACAGAAGUGUUGCUGACGUGUCAGGACUCAAACAUCCAGGAAGCCUUCAACACGUCCAUGGAGGACAUUGCAGCCCAGCAGCCUCAAGGAAUGUCUGCACCUGGAACUGAGGUGGACUGUGACACGGUGUACGGAGCAGCAGACACAGUUCCCCACCACGACAAGACGGUCGGCAGCGUGCGGAGCCCACUGCUCCGUCAGCGCAGGAUCCUGCGUUACGAGGACGAGCUGGGCAGAGAGGAAGACUCUACGACGUCAUCUUUCGACGUGGAAGACGAGGGCGGCGGCCGACGUGUGAAUGACGAUGUCGCCAGUUGCAACGAAGGCUCCGAAGCUGCCCCUUCAGAGUCGCCCUUCAUGCAGAUCGGUUGCUUUGCGGAGGGCAAAGCAGGCCGGGAAGACGGACGGCUGCCGGCGAUGGACGGUGAAGUGACACUGGUCAGAAGCAGUACGAGUGCUGAAUCUCUAAACUCUACUGAACAGCGGACGUCCUCUCCAGACCAGACCAAGAUCACGUUUAAUGAUCCGCAGUGUGAGAACAAAUCCGCGGCUGUAAGCAGCUUGAAACUCGACACAAGUGAACUUUUGGGGGUUUGUACUCUGGAGACCGUGACCCUGACGAGACGUAAUGACGAAUCUUUUGGGCUGGACCUGGAGAUCACGGCGUCCCCUCUGAAAGUCGUCGUCAACGGCUUAAAGUGUGGCGGAGCCGCAGAGAGGGGAUGGAAAGGAGUCUUGUGUCCUGGCGACGAGAUUGUGACCAUUGGUGAAACGCUGGUGAGCGCCUCUAGCUACCAGGAAAUCUGUGAACUCAUGAAGAACCUUCCUAUGACGCUGUCUUUGGAAGUGAAGAAACCUGUCUCAGCUGUAGCUGGGCGGUCCCCAAUGACGAUGUCCUUUGGGAGCAGUGAUGGAGACAUAAGUCUGAUCCCGGACAAAUCUUUACGGGGAUCAUCGGAUGAGGACCAAGUGUCAAAUGCAAAGAUCAGAAGUUGGGACUCGAAACCCCAAACAAACAGUCCAACCCUCAUCUCCAACAUCGAUGAUAUUAUACAACAAAUGAGCCCGACUUUUGACAAGUCUCCCAGCAACACCCCACCUGCCGAAAACAUAUCUGAGAAAGGUGACGUUCAAGUUCAAGCACAGUCAAGUCGGCAGGAUUAUGACUUAUUGUAUACUCCAAGUGAAAACACUACCUUUUUUCAUGCUGAUACAGCAGUAUCGGACUGUUCUCCUGAUGCUAACCAACGUAAGGAAGACAGAUCUUCAGUCUCAAAUAGAUUAUGCCCAGAAAGGUUUGAUGUGCUGGAUAAAGGUAAAGACUCCAAAGCCGGUCGCUGUGAAUCAAUUGGUGACUCGACUUGUGAGAAACUCAAUCUGUCGAGUGGCGCUUACAAUCUCAGGAAACCACCCUUGGAUGAAAAGAAAGGGGAACGUUGUUCCGGUGAUGACCAAGUACUUUCUCCUGAUGGAGGUGUACCUUCCAACACACCAUUGUCUUUGCCUUCACACCAUGCCAGUGACAACUACGAGCCGAGUCAGAGGACGAGUGCCUUUACCGACUCCUCCUACGUAGCGAGCAAAGAACACUCACAGAACUCCCAAUGGAAGGACGUCUCAGCCAUGGAGAAAGCACCUGCAAUGUCUCUAUCCCCGAUGGAGUGUCACGUCAUUAGUGCCGUUGGGUCUGACUCGGACAAACAUGACGAGGCAUUUCAUCCUGGAAGACUUAGUAUUCAUGGCAACCUCAGCUCGCUUGACUGUCCCGAUCACCUGCCUCAUGAUGCCUUGCUGGACUCCGAUGCAAUCAAGCCUUUGAAUGCAGAACCACCUGAACAAAAGUCAUUCAAGCAGACUUACAAUGUGACUACUGACGGUUCAAGCGGAGCAGAGUCUAGUACUGAGAAAAUCCCAAAUGCUCGACCUAUCCCUAAGUUUCACGAUACAUUUCAAAUUGACGGUAGCCCUAAACUUAAGGGGCUACGGACAAAGAGUAAUAAAGCACUAGCAGAGCCACUGCACAAUCUCACCAAGAGUCCAAGUCCAGUUCUUUCAAAAAGCAAUGUGGUCUUGAACCAGCUGAGAAAUUUACCACUAGAGGACGCAAUGUUUCCCACUUUGAAGCCCAGUAACCAACUUGAUAAGAACGGUGUUGCGCUAUCCAAAUGUGGUGAAGGUGGGACUUGGCACCUUGCCUCAGGUGACACAUUUCGACCUCUCAUUCCAAGCAAGGAGACUGAUACCGACGUACGCGUCACGACGAUGUCAAAACCGCAGGCGCUCUCACACCGACCUGCCACUCAGAGAACGUUCAUUGAAGUUCAACUGUACUCUUUCUCUGGUACGUCACCUUCCGUGGCAAACAAGCGCACAGUGGACUCUAAAAAUGAUUCAUUUGCACAAUCGGGCAUACGUGUCCUUCCAAAUUCUACUUCCAAAGCAGGGACAACAAAUGGUCUUUUUGAUCAAAUAAAGGAUCGUCAUUCAGCUACAAAUAGUACCUUGACACCCGCUGAGACAAGUGAUAACCCAAAAUCCGGCAUCUCCAAGCUGCACAAAAAGACAAUUCUGAGGCGAAGCUUUGUUACAGACACUCCCUUUUCUGUGGACUACAAUCCCUUCUCGGUCCAACACAAGAUAAAGUCCUUCGAAAACCUGGCACACUUUGACAAACCUAUGGCUAAAAGUAGUGAUAAUCCGUCAUAUGCUCUGGCAUACGGAGCCUCACUAAACCAAAGGAUCGCAGGUUAUCUGGGCUUGGCAAACUUUGACUACCAGGCACAGCAACCCAUCUCGACACCACCCUGCUCAUCGGCAAAACCUCUGUCAAACAUCACUUUGAUAAACCUCGACCCUCCUUAUACAAGCUCUAAUACGGUUUACCUGACUAAGGACAGUCUUGUCUCUAAAGUGCCGAAAGUUUUGGAUUUUACACCAGCGACCCCACCAGUGGUGCGGAGGAAACAUGCCAGACUUUCCUGCCACCGGUUGAGGCAAGCCAGGGCUCUCAGUAUGCCAGAACUGGGAAAACUGAGCACAUGCGACCUGUUAGCCAGAACGGAUGGCGUUGAGGAUAAAACUGAGGUACCCGUUCCUUCCCCUGCCACAGAGACCGUGGGCAUGUCACCUUCUGCAACACAAACAAUGGUAGAGAGGACAAAAGAAGGCCAAAGUAACAUGCUAGAAACACCUGAGAGAAACUCUGAUAGCACUAAGCAGCAGUCUGACUCCUCAGUCAAGUCCAAAGGUUCUGUGCAAACGACAAAUGAGCUGUGCCGUCCUGCUUCCACAGAGGUCACCAAGCACACUCGCCUUGUGGUCCUGCGCAAGGACCAAGGCUCAGGACUUGGCUUCAGUAUUGCCGGAGGAAGUGACCUGGAGCAAAAGAUCAUCACUGUCCAUCGGGUGUUCAGCAAAGGUGCAGCCAGCCUGGAAGGAACCAUUCUGAGGGGUGACCAGAUUUUAUCAAUAAACGGAACUUGUCUGGACGGUAAAACCCACGGCGAGGCGGUUUCUUGCCUCCAUCAAGCCAAAGUCCCCAAUCAAGCCCGAGUAGUUAUUUGCAGAAGUAUAAAGAAUGAAAAAGGUUCCUCUGAAAGACACGACUCAGCCUGCAAGCCACCGACGGAGCUCUCAGCCCUCAACAUGUCUUUGGAGAAAAGAGCAGGUCCAGACGGGGUUUUGAAAGUUGAGCUUCACAAGACGUCUGCUGGCCUCGGCUUCAGCCUGGAUGGGGGAAAGUCCUCAAGUCAUGGAGACAAGCCUCUAACUGUGAAACGCAUAUUCAAAGGGGGCGCUGCUGAGCUGUCCGGUCUGAUGGAGAUUGGGGACGAGGUCUUGUCAAUAAAUGGGAGUUCCCUGGAGGGUCUCAUGCAUCACGAUGCCUGGAGGAUCAUCAAGGCGACUAGCGACGGUCUGAAUCACCUGACCGUCCGCAAGCUCAGGGAAGAACUGUAGGAGAACUAAAGUGCUGAGGAGAAGAUCAGCCGAGCUUCAGGGAAGAGAUCACCAUCUUGUCUUACACAGUUGUACUUUUGUUGUGUUGAAGUGACAUCUUAAUGCUGUACAGUUAUGACAUCAACAUACAACGUUGUCGUCAAGUUUUUUAGUGUUACGCUAAUGUUUGUUGUGAUUUAUUUAAAGGAGUGGAAGGAUUUUAUGGAAGAUAUUUUCAAAGAUUUGCAAAGACAAUAAUUGGACCCACAAGACUGAUUUAUUAUUGCAAUGGUUUCCUACUCCCCCCACAAAUGUAAUCAUCUCCAUUUGUAAAGUCCUGAAUCCAGACGGUGAUCCUGAUCAUCCUCAAAUUCUUUUCACUUGCUCCUCAUCCCAUUUCUCACACAGAGUGAACGUUCGAUGGAAAACCGCCCUUAAUUUAUAAAGUAAACGUGGAAUGAAAGUCGGUUUCGUAACAAAGGGGUUUCUCCUGGGUUGGUGGGGUUGCCACCUCAUAAUGUACCAACACGUUGGUGGUCAUUGUUUGUCUGGGACCUACCCUGGAGACCCGACCAGGAGCGAGCUCCAGACGGUAUCGCUCUCCAAGGUCAUUGUAACGCGCAAGCCCCCUUCGCCACGUCUAGACCAGACCCAAGAGAGGCCAUGUCCUCCGCCUUCCUCCUG